UGGCACCUCUACAGCUGCCAUAUAUUGUUAGUAUCAUAAAACCCGAUUUACCACUUCUGCAGCUGUGUUUACGUUAGCCGGUGGUCAUGACUCUCAGUUCCACUACAUUACACAUAAUAUUCAUUGGACGAAGGCGUAUUCUGUAUGGGGGAUGUUAUCCGCGACGCAUCGCUUGCGGUACGGUUUUGGAAAACAAAAGGUUAUAUUGAUACACGCCUUUUUAUAGGAAUAUGGUUCCCAUAUGGCCAUAUUUCCAUGUUACAGCGCGUGUUUACCGGAAAACAGACGGGAGACCGAGUGGACUACUUGUGCUAAUUAGCUAUCUGCGUUUCCAAACACUGUAUGUGUAAACGGAAGACAUAUGCCACAAACGUGUUGUCUUAUCACUGAAAAAUACUGUCGGCUGCUGUGUUAAAAGCGGUUAAAACAGUGUACAGUGUGAGAGCUUCCAGUGCUGGGACAGUCCGUCCGUGUGUGUGUGUCUGCGCAGGUGUGUGUCAGUUGACUGGCACAGCGCGGAAUGCAAGAUGCUGCUCUCCCUUGGGAUGCUGAUGCUGUCUGCCACACAGAUCUACACCAUCUUCACCGUGCAGCUCUUCGCCUUCCUCAACCUGCUGCCCGUUGAGGCCGACAUCUCUGCCUACACAUUUGACAACAAAACGGGUACUUUUGAUGACCUGCCUGCACGCUUUGGGUACCGGCUGCCCAGCGAUGGACUCAAGGGCUUUCUGAUUGGUGCACGGCCCGCAAAUGCCUGCGAGCCCAUCGACCCACCCCCUAUCCGGGACAACCUCACUGGCGCCUUCAUCGUGCUCAUCAAGCGCUUCGACUGUAACUUUGACAUCAAGGUGCUUAAUGCCCAGAAGGCCGGGUACAAGUCGGCCAUUGUUCACAACGUGGACUCUGAUGACUUAAUCAGCAUGGGAUCCAAUGAUCUGGAUAUUUUGAAGCAAAUCGACAUUCCAUCAGUGUUUGUUAGUGAAGAGACUGCCAACUCCCUGAAAGAAGACUACACAUACGACAAGGGGGGUCAUGUGGUCCUCAUGCCAGACUUCAGCCUGCCUCUGGAAUACUACCUGAUUCCCUUCCUCAUCACCGUGGGAAUCUGCCUCAUCCUCAUCGUUGUUUUCAUGAUCACCAAGUUUGUCCAGGACAGACACAGGGCUCGGAGAAGCCGUUUGCGCAAGGACCAACUGAAGAAACUACCCAUUCACAAGUACAAGAAAGGCGACGUCUACGAUGUGUGCGCCAUCUGCCUCGACGAGUAUGAGGAUGGAGACCAGCUCCGGGUCCUUCCCUGCUCCCACGCUUACCACAGCAAAUGUGUGGACCCCUGGCUAACCAAGACCAAGAAGACGUGUCCCGUGUGCAAGCAGAAGGUGGUCCCCUCUGCAGGUGACUCCGACUCCGACUCGGAGGGCGACAGCGGGGCCGAGGAGAACGAAGUGUCUGAGAGCACCCCGCUGCUGCGUUCCCUGGCCUCCACCAGCGGCCACUCCUUCGGCACCAUGUCAGGGGCCUCUCGCUCCGAGCCUGAUCAGGAGUCCUCGGAGUAUGAAGACACCAGCGACGACAGCGAGGAGGACGUCACCGUGGAGACUGAGACGGUGGUGGUCCAGCUGCAGGAGCCUCGUCCCGAUGACCACGACGCGCCUGAUUGGUUGGCCUGAGUUGACGGACAGGACACCGGUUCCCCUGCCUCUCCCUCCCCACUCACCCUACAGGCUUGCAGCGGCAGAGACUCACGCUGGACGCGCAACCGAGAUUGUGUGUUUAAUUUUGAAGUCCCCGUUUAAUAAAAAUAAAUUUUUAUCUCUUAAGUUUAGAAUGCAAAUCACCAUAAUAAUAAGAUCGUUGUAUGUUUAACCUGAUUACUGAGCAGUGUCAUGGCGUGUUUUGGGCUAACUGACAACAUUGAUUUCACAGGAACAUUGCGGUCAGUAGACUGUAGUGUAUUGUACUGUAGUUCAGUCUGUAUGGGGUGGUAGUACACCGCAGACGUCCUCAGACUGUGGUUAUACUCAUCACCGUGAGAAAGGGCUCAACACCAACUACGAAGGAAUGCGUUGUGUGUAUAUAUAUAUAAUGUAUAGAUCACUAUGCGUAACAUCUUAAAACAUUAUUUUGAUAGCUUGCAUAUCUGUAUGCCUCUGUAUCAGAAGGUGAGGAGUUCUAAUAUUGUAUAUAUUCUUGCUGCUUGUAUAGAAAUAUCUUCAAGUAUUAUGCAGCAGCCUUUUAUAAAUUGAUUGAACUGACCUUUUUCCAUAAGACUAUAUAGAAAUGAGGCCAUGGGAACAGGGUUUUGUCAAUCGGUCUCGAGCCAGAGAUAAUGGAGUCAGAGAAGUACGAUUUGGAACGUUGAUAAUGCAAAGGCAAAAUGAAAACAAACUGUUUGUGGUGCUGCAUUCAGCCAAAGGAAGUUGUUUGUUUGCCCAAUGUUAUGCGUUUCCUCAGAAGUCAUAUGUAAUACAAGCAGAAUGGGGCUGGGAGACAGUUCUGUUCAUACCCACGUCUACACUGCUACAAGCAGCCUGUUGGCUUAAUCUAGACAUACCAGAGAAAUCAAUUCCCUGAAAUACAAGACAUCAUUGGUGGAUGAGUCUUGCAACAUGUAUUUGGUGUCAUAUCAUUUCAAUACUGUAAAUAGGUAGUUCUACAAGUAUACAGAACUAAAAUAUAAAACGCAACAUGUAAAGUGUUGGUCCCAUGUUUCAUGACCUGAAAUAAACAAAUCCUAGAAAUGUUUCAUACGCACUAAAAAAAAAUGUAUGUUUUGUGCACAUUUGUUUACAUACCUGUGAGUGAGCAUUUCUCCUUUGCCAAGAUUAUCCAUCAACCCACCUGACAGGUGUGGCAUAUCAAGAAGCUGAUUAAACAGCAUGAUCAUUUAAUGUUCAUUUCUCUACAAUAAGCUGCCUCCAACUUCAUUUUAGAGAAUUUUGCAGUACGUCCAACCGGCCUCCCAACCACAGACGACGUGUAACGCCAGCCCAGGACCUCCACACCUGACUUCUUCACCUGCGGGAUCGGCUGGGGGGGUAGGGGUGCCGAGGAGUAUUUAUGUCUGUAGUAAAGCUCCUUUGUAGGGGGAAAAACUCAUUCUGAUUGGCUGAGCCCCAGCCAUGUGAAAUCCAUAGAUUAGGGCCUAAUGAAUUUAUUUCAAUUUACUGAUUUACAUAUGAACCAAGUCAGUCAAAUCUUUGAAAUUGUUGCAUGUUGCGUUUAUAUUUUUUUCCCUAACAUGAAGUGUUUUAUGUUAAGUCCUGUUGCCUUUCCUUUUUAUUUGAUAUGUCUUGUACCAUGUCUCACCAGUGUCUACAUGCAAUCUAAUUUCACUUCAAUAAACAAAAAAACAUGUUUGUCAACAGAA
Messenger RNA from Salmo salar (Atlantic salmon), 3370 nucleotides. It is a transcript of the gene rnf13, whose product is annotated as ring finger protein 13. Gene Ontology annotation, molecular function: zinc ion binding. The record is from RefSeq and is a predicted model, not a curated record. NCBI's taxonomy places the organism in Eukaryota, Metazoa, Chordata, Actinopteri, Salmoniformes, Salmonidae.